AUGCUAGCGCUGCGAGCCGCGCGCUGUGGCAACUCAGCGUUGCCAGCGGCACGUGGCUUUGCCGUUCUCUCCCACACAUGGACAGGCGGCCAGCGCCCAGAUGUUGGUGAGCCGCAGAAGGUUUGUGUAAUGAUGCACGGCAUUCUGGGAUCAAAGUCGAACUGGAAUACGCCCUCUCGUCGCCUUUUGCAGCAGAUAGGCCCUCAGGGCUGGCGAAUCCUGCAAGUUGACCACCGUGGCCAUGGGAGAUCUCCAUCAGGAUCUGCGCCUCACACCUUGGAGGCCUGUAAGGAUGACGUCCUUGAAACGCUUCAGGCAGUAGGCAUCUCGGAAGCUGAGCUCGUGCUUUGUGGCCACUCGUUUGGUGGAAAGGUAGCGCUGGCCGUGCUCCGUGCCUUGCUAGCCAAAGGCAGGCCGCCCAAAUACACCUGGAUUUUCGACUCAGUUCCAGGACAGCCGGCGGAAGCCUCCGAAGAAGAGGAGCGGCGCAUGCAAAGUGUGAACUUUGUGCUGCGUGCUGUCGCAUCUGCGGCGUCGAGACGCUUUGAGAGCCGCAGUGAUCUCGUGGACAUUCUGCAGGCGGAGUACGGUCUGACAAAGCCAGUGGCGGAGUGGAUUGCCCAGUCUGUUCGUCAAUCAUCGGAUGGGGUGGAGCUGAGCUACGAUAUGGGAGCGGUCUGUGAGCUAUAUGACGCUUACCGGCGAACAGACAAAUGGGAUCUGCUUCAGGCAGGCAAUGCAGUGUCUUGGAGAAACACGGAUGACAGAAGUAUGCAAAGUGUCCUGGACGUGAAGAAGGCUUUGGAGCCAGUGGUGGUCGACCUUCCGGUCCCACAGCAGCGGCUGACAUUACUUCGGACAGGAAAGAGGCUGGAGCCAGAUUCUCAGCAGCUAGCGGCCUUUGGAUUGAAGGAUGGUGAUGAGUUAGCUGAGGAGGCUGGGCUGGUGACGCAGUAUCCCACCAAAUGUGUGGCAAAGACAGCCUACCGCAUGAAGCUCGAGCCGCAGGAAAACCAGGGUUCGACUUGCUUGUCAGGCCUCAUGACGAAUCAGAUGCCUGGACGAGGGUUGCUGGCGCCCAUGUCGCGGGAAGAAUUCCUGAAGCAUUGCUGGGCGGCAAAGGCGGCGCUCCGCAGCGUUGGGGUGGAUGCGGCUGCAGCGCUUGGCCUCAGGGCAGCCAAUGCGGCACUGUAUUUCCGGGCCAGCGAAGAGCUCGAGACACGUGAACUUGGGCGCCUUCUGUUUGGCGUGUAUGAUGUUGCUGCCAAGGUGCUGCAACAGUGGGCUCCUGUGGCCCAGCGGGAGGCGUUGGGAAUCUUCUGGUUAGCCGGAUCUGCUGCGGCCUGGGUGCGGGCGCAGCCGGGAUGUACCCAGGCCGAGCCAGGAUGGCACACGGACUUCCAGCACAACUUCACCUUCCAGUUGAAGGGAGCCAAGCGUUGGCGCUUCAAAGCGGGGCCGGUCAAGAACAACGUGCGUGCAUUGACUCCGCACUUUCAGACGCGGUCCAACUUCGAGCAGCAGAUGAAGCUCCAUUUGUUGAGUGACCCCACCAGCACAGACUACCAGCCACCGGACGAGUUCUUUGCGGAUGCGGAAGAGGUGGUGCUACAUGAGGGAGCUGUGCUCUACCAUCCUGCUGGGAUUUGGCAUCACGUAGAAUGCCUGGGCGACGAGAGCAUCUCCAUCAACGUGUCUCUGUCCUGUGCCACGUGGGCUGACUUAGUCGGCGAUGCUGUGCGCCAGCUUUGCUGGGGCUCUGCCAGUUUGCGCCAACCUUUGGUCGGUUUGGAUUCAGGGGAGCCGUCAACGAUGCGAAACCUGGUGAACCAGAGGCUGAAAGAAGCGAAGCGAUAUUUCAACGCCCUGACAGCCGAAGACUUGCUGCCAACCGCUAUGCUUGACCUGCCAAGGCUGCCUUCGCGCAUUCACCUGGGAAAGUCCACGCUUGGAAGCAACUUGUCUGUCGCGCAGUCGGACAGGCUCUGCUUCGGGCAGCUUUCCAGCCUUGUGGAGCUUGCAGAUGCAGAUUCCGAAGACGAGGACGUGGCAAAAAGUGCAAAGCACUACGCUCUGCACAUAAACUUCGGCAAUGAGGAUGCUGCCUCCUGGCUUCGGCUCGUACUCGUGGCUCCGAGAGCCCUUCACGGGGCUGUAGCGUGGCUUGGCCAGCGGCAGAUGGCUUCGCGCAGAAGCCGAGCCAUCUUUAGCAAGACUUUCCAAGCCAAGGAGCUACUCGCUUCUUCGAAGGCAAGCUGGACGCAAGUGUCCAGGCUCAUUCGUGUGUUGAGACACUGCGGCUACAUCUAUCUGAAGCAGUGA
Symbiodinium pilosum is the source of this 2322-nucleotide messenger RNA. The record is from the annotation of a GenBank genome assembly. Lineage: Eukaryota; Dinophyceae; Suessiales; Symbiodiniaceae.